Molecule: messenger RNA, 3428 nt
Organism: Colletes gigas
Lineage: Eukaryota; Metazoa; Arthropoda; Insecta; Hymenoptera; Colletidae
Gene: Gnf1
Product: replication factor C subunit 1
Exons: 16
Coding region: 192-3413 (1073 amino acids)
Biological process (GO): DNA repair; DNA replication
Cellular component (GO): DNA replication factor C complex; nucleus
Molecular function (GO): ATP binding; DNA clamp loader activity; DNA binding
Source: RefSeq, a predicted model, not a curated record
AAUACACCAUGCUUUACGGAAGUGCGUGUUGAUUUGUGGCAUGUGACAUGUGACUAAGUACCUUGAAGCGAAACAGUUUUGAAUUUCUUCAUUUGUUUAUCUCCUACUUGUAAAGUAUCGUUUGAUCGUUUUAAACAUUGACACAUCUGUCAAGAAUUGACAGAUACCGAAGAUUUUUGUAUGCUUGAAACAUGCCAAAAGACAUACGAUCCUAUUUCCAGAGUGUUAAAACCAGUUCUACUUCUACACCCACGAAAGCAGUAAAAAGACGCAUAGUAAUUUCAUCCGAUGAAAAUGACGAAAAGACACCGUCACCCGUUAAGCGACCAAAGAAAACAAAAAAGUUAGGAGACAAACCUAUAUCAUUCAAUUCUGAUGAACAUACAAAGCUACAGAAAAUUGUUUCUCCUUCUAAUAUCUUUGGUAAGAAACCAAUAAGAAGACAGGAAGCGCAGAAAGUACAGAAAGUAUCAAAACAAUUGCAAAAAAAGGAAGCUAAAAGCCAUAAUGAUGAUGAUUUUGAAGCUACUUUGGUCGAAUUGGAUACAUCUGAUAUCGAGCAGAAAUAUUUAGCAGAGAUUAAGUCUGACACAGAUUCAUUUAAUAGUAAACACAAAGAACAAGGUUCACACACAACCAGUACUAAGAAUGAAGAGAAGAAAACGACACCUCCUAAGGACAAAGUUAAUGAUGAAGAAAAAAUAACGCCUGUUAAGAACAAACACAAUGUCAAAGAGAAAAAGACACCUGAAAAAUCGAAUUUAGAACAAAAGGAUGAAACUCACAUACUAAAGAAUAAAAAGUCUUCUAAUGACAGUACAAGUGAAGAUAUAGAGCAUGCAGAUUCUGAAGUUAGUAAUAAAUUUAAGAGUAAGAAAAAACAUUCCACAUCCAAAAUAGAAAUAGAACACAAAGUACUGAAGAGGAAAGUAUCUCCUAAAAAGUCAGAAGCAUCAGAUAUAUAUGAGGAAAGACUUGAGAAAAAAAAGCAAAAUGUUGCAAUGUAUCAACAGUAUCUUCAGAGGGGAGGAGCCAGACAUCCCGGAUCUAAAGAAAUUCCUGAAGGUGCCGAAUAUUGUCUUGCAGGAUUAAGUUUCGUGAUAACUGGUGUUUUGGAUUCUUUGGAAAGGGAGGAAGCUGACGAACUUAUUCAAAAAUAUGGUGGACGAAUUGUAUCUCAAGUCACCAAGAAAACUAAUUAUGUCAUAGUAGGAGAUCAGGCUGGUCCUUCAAAAUUGUCAAAAGCAACUAGUUUUAAUAUAAAACAAAUAUCGGAGGAUGAUUUGUUAGAGAUGAUUCGUACGAGAAAUGCAGGCCAUGCUCAUGAUGUGUUACAAUCGCGAACAAAAUCAAAAGAUAGAACGAAACGAAAAGAUAGGGAGUCAGAAGACACGUCCCCUUCACCAACAAAGAAAAUGAAAACUAUAUUAAAUCAGGAAACAGAAAAAUUGGAAAAAAUAUGUUCACCACAUAAAAAAGAACAUAUUGACAAAAAUACAGAAAAAAGAAUUUCUUCAUCAAAAGAAUUCUCUUAUAAAAAAAGAUCUGAUAAUAAAGAUACGAUAGAAGUAGCAAAAAUAUUGUCAUCACCUAAGAAAGAACAAACUGAAGUACAUGAAUCUUUUAUACAAAAUAAAAAAGAAAUUAAUGAUGCAAAGUGUGUGCAAAUAAAAACAGAUUCUUUACAAGAUAUAAAUGGAAAUAUACAAACACAGGCGUUAGUUGAGAAGUAUAGACCGAAAACUAUGAAACAGAUUUUGGGGCAGCAAGGAGACAAAAGCAAUGCCAAGAAAUUGCAUAAAUGGCUAAUGAAUUGGCAUAAAAAUCAAAGUGGUCAAGUUAAACAUACCAAACCGAGUCCCUGGGCAAAAAGUGACGAUGGUGCUAUUUUUAAAGCUGCUUUAUUAUCUGGUCCACCUGGAAUUGGAAAAACUACAACUGCUCAAGUUGUUUGUAAUGAAUUAGGUUUUGAUCUUGUAGAAUUCAAUGCAUCAGAUACCAGAAGUAAGAAACUUCUGCAACAAGAAGUAGCAGAACUUUUAUCCAAUACUUCAUUGAAAGAUUACUUCAUAGAUAAUAAAAAUAAGCCAACAUCAAAACACGUUUUACUAAUGGACGAAGUUGAUGGUAUGGCUGGUAAUGAAGAUCGUGGUGGUUUACAGGAAUUAAUCGCCUUAAUUAAAUCAACCGACGUACCAAUUAUUUGUAUCUGCAACGAUCGAAAUAAUCCUAAGAUGAGAACGCUCGCUAAUUACGUAUUCGACCUUCGAUUUUCGAAGCCCAGAAUAGAACAGAUUAGGGGAGCAAUGAAAUCCAUAUGUUACAAAGAAAACAUUACUAUGUCGACGGAAGAUCUAGAUCGUUUAAUCGAAUCCACUAAUCAAGAUGUUCGACAAAUAAUAAAUUAUUUAGCAUUGUUUGUUGGGAAAACUGGUCGUCAAGAAAAAUCUCAAAAACAGCAUGUGAACAAAGAUCUGAAAUUAGGACCUUGGGAUGUUAUAAAGAAAGUAUUUUCUGCCGAGGAGCAUAAGCAUAUGAAUAUUCAUGACAAAAGUGAUUUAUUUUUCCACGAUUAUAACAUAGCACCGUUAUUUGUACAGGAAAAUUAUUUAUUAGUUACGCCUCAAGGACAAAGAGAUGAAUUAUUGGCAAAGGUAGCAGAAAGUGCUAAAAGUUUAGCACUUGGAGAUAUAGUGGAAAAAUCAAUAAGAAGUAAUGGUGCUUGGUCUCUUUUGCCAGUGCAAGCCUGUUAUUCUUCCGUUAUACCUGGCACAGUAAUGUCUGGUUAUAUUAGUAGUCAAAUUAAUUUUCCAUCUUGGCUUGGGCGUAACUCGAAAGCUCGCAAAUUUGAUAGAAUGAUACAAGAGAUUACUGUGCACUCACGUUUAGCUACUGGCGUAAGCAAAGAAGCAAUAAACAUGGAUUACAUUAAACCUCUUAGGGAUGCUAUAGUCAGACCUUUGGCUGUAAAUGGUACUGAAGGAAUAGAUGAAGCGAUGAAUGUUAUAAGUCACUAUCACUUACUCAGGGAAGAUCUGGAUUCUUUGAUAGAAACUUCAUUGUGGCCCGGUGAUCGCGAUCCCAUGCAAGUCGUUGAUAGUAAAGUAAAGGCUGCUUUUACAAGGACAUACAACAAAAAUUCUGUAGUUGUACCAUAUACAGUGAGUGGUACAUCAAAGAAGAAAGCAGCAAAUGAAGAGGUUGAAACUUAUUUAGAAGAGAAUGAAGCAGUGGAAGCGAAUUCUGACGAUAACGAUGAUAACGCUGAAACUGACAAAAUGAUUAAGGUGAAGAAGCCUACAGCAAGUAAAAAAACUGAAUCAAAACGUAAUAAUAACGAUAAAACAGAAAUGAAAGGUAAAAAAAGCGAUAAGCCCAGUAAACGCGGAAGAGGACGUGGAAAGACAAAAUAACACAGAUAUUGUAAA